CGUUGAAUUGAGGAGUUGGCACGGGCUGAGGUAUAAGAAUCAUCUAUAUACCCGACUUCCUAUUGCCCGACAAACUACACCAUACUUUGUCCAACCAUCAAUACUUGCAAAGGAACACUGCAGUCAUCAUGGACUCCUCCGUCGAGAAGGCAAAUCAACAGCAGCAGCUCGAGACCAUGAACGAGUUUGACCCUCAAAAGCCAGAAGUGAUUCAAGCUGAGGGCGACUUGGACGUUGGAGCACAGAUCGUCCAACAAUUUGGCACUGAUUUCACUGAUGAUGAGAAGAAAAAGGUACUUCGCAAGAUCGACUGGCAUGUAAUCCCUCUCGCAGCUUGGGCCUGUGGUCUUCAAUUCGUAGACAAGUCGGGGCUUGGAGCAGCAGCAACAUAUGGUCUUCGGGAGGAUCUGGGCCUCCAAGGCCAAGAAUACUCCUGGUGUGUCUCGAUGUUCUACUUUGGCUACUUGGCUGGGGCCUUUUUUGCUGGUCGCUGCCUUCAGUACUUCCACGCUGGCAAAGUCAUUGGAAUCAGCUACUUCAUUUGGGGCUGUAGUCUGCUAGGCUGUGUCGGCGCUCAAAACUUCGGUACUCUUCUUGGCCUCCGAUUCAUUCUUGGAAUUUUUGAAUCUUCCCUCGUUCCCGGCCUGCUCUUGAUCACAACAAUGUGGUACAAGCAACAAGAACAAUCACUUCGAUUCGGUCUUUGGACGGUUACAAACGGGAUCAUGCCAGUCCCCUUCUUGAUCAUUUAUUGGGGCCUGGGACAUGUCAACUCUGGCCCUCUGGUUCCAUGGCGAUUGAUCUUUCUGCUUCUCGGCCUUCUAAGUUGUGUAACCGGAGUUGUACUUUAUCUCUGGAUGCCAGACUCCCCAGUCAGUGCUAAAUGGUUGACUGACCGAGAAAAGGCCAUUGCCAUCAAGCGUGUCUCAGAAGACCAGUUGGGCGUCAAAAACACUCACUUCAAAUGGGCCCAAGUAAAAGAGAGUUUGCUGGACUACCGAUUCUGGAUGAUGGUCUUACAGAUGUUCUUUUCUCAGGCCGCCGGCAAUGUUACAACCAACUUCUUGGGCAUCAUUAUUAGGGGCUUCGGCUAUUCAGCGUUGAAGGCUCAGCUUUUCACGGCACCGAACUAUGCGACCCAGGCCGUGGUACAAAUGCUGGUUUCAGCACCUCCGACGCUAUUCACCAGUUGGCGUAACCUCAAACAACCGCUGGUUGCAACUGCGAGUAUAGUCGCUCUCGUCGGAGCAGUCCUACUCUAUGUAACACCUGCCGAACCCGAAUUCCAAAACCGCCGCUUGGCCUCGAUCAUCAUCAUCUCCUUUUCUGGAGCCAACUACACCGUCGUCAUGGCUAUCAUUGGGACAAACAUGGCCGGGUUCACCAGAAAACAACUCUCUACUUCGACGGCAUUUUUCCUCUACUGCGUAAUCAACAUCAUCACUCCUCAGACAUUCUUGGGCUCCGAGAGUCCUCGAUACCCGACCGGUCUCACCUUUGUUUUGACCUUCUUGUCCGUCUACAUUGCGUUGUCGUUCUCGACUUGGACUGUGAUGAGGUUGGAGAACAACCGUCGUGAUAAACUGGCAUUGACAAACCCGGCGUAUACUACUGGCGCGGCGAACAUGGAUGAAAUGUCCGGUCUCAGAGACGAGACAGAUAUCCAGAACAAGCAUUUCAGGUACUCGGGUUAA
Exophiala mesophila is the source of this 1694-nucleotide messenger RNA. RefSeq lists its product as uncharacterized. The transcript has 13 exons. Gene Ontology annotation, molecular function: transmembrane transporter activity. Lineage: Eukaryota; Fungi; Ascomycota; Eurotiomycetes; Chaetothyriales; Herpotrichiellaceae. Gene Ontology annotation, cellular component: membrane. Bases 129 to 1694 code for a protein of 521 amino acids. Gene Ontology annotation, biological process: transmembrane transport. The record is from RefSeq and is a predicted model, not a curated record.